AUGUCCAAUACAUCAUCUGCGUCACCACAUGGUACAAUUAAAGAUUCUGCACUUCCACAAACUUCCAUUAAAGAAGUAGAUGAACCUGAUCCUAUCGAUCCAGGGCAACAAACAAUCCUUGCGGCAGAAAUUCCUGCAAGG
This is a messenger RNA of Racocetra persica, 141 nucleotides long. Lineage: Eukaryota; Fungi; Glomeromycota; Glomeromycetes; Diversisporales; Gigasporaceae. The record is from the annotation of a GenBank genome assembly.